GCCAGGUGGCGGUAUGCCCCUUGUGAUUUCUGGCCGCCUGUCGCUCGGCACAUAAAGAAAGCGUGGAAGAUGGCGGAAAGAGGGUACAGUUUUUCUCUCACUACAUUCAGCCCUUCUGGUAAACUGGUCCAGAUUGAAUAUGCUUUGGCAGCAGUAGCAGCUGGAGCGCCUUCAGUUGGCAUCAAAGCAUCUAAUGGAGUUGUCUUGGCAACAGAGAAGAAACAAAGUCCAUUCUUUAUAGAGCAGAGCGUGCACAAAGUGGAACCAAUCACCAAACACAUAGGCAUGGUUUACAGUGGCAUGGGGCCUGACUAUAGGGUUUUAGUGCGACGAGCCAGGAAGCUGGCACAGCAAUAUUUCCGUUAUCAGGAGCCAAUUCCCACAGGCCAGCUUGUCCAGCGAGUGGCCUCUGUAAUGCAGGAGUACACACAGUCCGGUGGAGUACGUCCAUUUGGGGUGUCGUUGCUGAUAGCUGGAUGGGAUGAAGACCACCCCUACCUGUUCCAGUCUGACCCUUCUGGUGCGUAUUUUGCAUGGAAAGCCACGGCUAUGGGGAAGAACUACGUUAAUGGAAAAACAUUCCUUGAAAAAAGAUACAACAAUGAUCUGGAACUGGAAGAUGCAAUUCACACAGCCAUCUUGACAUUGAAGGAGAGUUUUGAGGGUCAGAUGACAGAGGAGAACAUCGAGGUGGGGAUCUGUAACGAGGCCGGUUUCAGGAGACUCACCCCAGCUGAAGUCAAAGACUACCUGUCAGCCAUCGUGUGAACACAGCCGGUGCCGUGACAUGGAGUCUCUGGCCACAUUUAGAGUCAGACGUACAAGCGCAGUACCCAAAAGCUCCAUCACGCAUUUGUAACAUCACA
Thalassophryne amazonica is the source of this 866-nucleotide messenger RNA. Its product is annotated as proteasome subunit alpha type-2-like. The record is from RefSeq and is a predicted model, not a curated record. Gene Ontology annotation, biological process: ubiquitin-dependent protein catabolic process. Gene Ontology annotation, cellular component: proteasome core complex; proteasome core complex, alpha-subunit complex. Lineage: Eukaryota; Metazoa; Chordata; Actinopteri; Batrachoidiformes; Batrachoididae.